Messenger RNA from Grosmannia clavigera kw1407, 1047 nucleotides. Its product is annotated as 2og-Fe oxygenase family protein. The record is from RefSeq and is a predicted model, not a curated record. The transcript has a single exon. The coding region runs from base 1 to 1047 and encodes 348 amino acids. Gene Ontology annotation, molecular function: iron ion binding; procollagen-proline 4-dioxygenase activity; L-ascorbic acid binding. NCBI's taxonomy places the organism in Eukaryota, Fungi, Ascomycota, Sordariomycetes, Ophiostomatales, Ophiostomataceae. Gene Ontology annotation, cellular component: endoplasmic reticulum. Gene Ontology annotation, biological process: peptidyl-proline hydroxylation to 4-hydroxy-L-proline.
AUGAUGUUCGGCUAUGCGAUUGUGGCUGUUUUAGCGGUCUGCCUCUUCUGGCUGGACCCAAUCCUGAAUGCCGUCGCACCAUCCCUCGUCCCGAAGGCCCCGGUAAUGUAUCGGACACCCCGGCCACCAGUGAAGGAGUCGCUGCUGGCCUUAGAGGAUGGCGACGUGGGCAGCGGGAGUUCUUCCUGCCCGCCCGAUGCCUACACAGUGCACCUCUUCAACAAGGCCCCAUUGGUCAUGUACAUUGAGAACUUUCUCUCUCUCUCCGAACGACAGCAUCUCAUAGAGAUCAGGUCAGUCUUUGGAUCGCCAAGGGAACGACAAGAAGUCAACCGCUUCCCUUCUCUUCGUCAUCCUGAAGAUACAUUGGAAGCUGACAGAGCUGCCAGCAAUGCUCUCUACGAGCCGGCGACCGUCACCAGCGACGGGGGCGGGUCCGUCCAGCGCGACACUAUCGUGCGUGACUCGGAAGUGGCUAUUGUGCCCCGUACUGACGUGGUGCGGUGUAUCGAGGCGCGAGCUCGCAGCUUGCAGGGCUGGCGCGAAGACCUCUGGAUCGAGCGGUUGCGCGUGCAGCGGUACGUGGCGCCGUCAGGCCACUACGGAUUCCACUUUGACUGGAGCCGACCUGGAACGGCCACGGGUGGUUGGGGCCGGGUGUCGAGCAUCAUGGUGUAUGUGGACGACGGUGAGCUCAACAGCCCCAACGAGCCGAGACAGCCGUUGGUGGGCGGCGGGACCUACUUUCCGCGAGUGCCACGGCGCAGCGCCGAUUUUCGGUGGUGUCCGUUCAUCAACUGCGAGGGCGAUGCAGAGGUCGAGGUGGAGGACGAGGGCGAAGACGGACAGGAUGGUUACCGGCCGCCCCAGAACAACACGACAACCGGUGUCGUUUUCAAGCCCGUCCCCGGGAAUGCCGUGCUCUGGGAAAACUUUCGGUCGGACGGCACCGGCCGGCCCUUCGAAGAGACAUGGCACGCCGGGCUGCGUGUGCUUGAAGGCGUCAAGGUUGGCUUGAAUAUCUGGAGCUGGGGACGGAUGGACUGA